Messenger RNA from Pongo pygmaeus (Bornean orangutan), 2580 nucleotides. RefSeq names its product family with sequence similarity 124 member A (gene FAM124A). The record is from RefSeq and is a predicted model, not a curated record. NCBI's taxonomy places the organism in Eukaryota, Metazoa, Chordata, Mammalia, Primates, Hominidae. Bases 174 to 1922 code for a protein of 582 amino acids. The transcript has 5 exons.
CGGCCGGGAGAGGGCGCGGCGCGGGGUUCGCGGCUGGCGCUUGAGUUGUUUGCCGGCUCCCGAGCCGCCAGACGCUCGGAGGGGGCCCGGCCGGCUCGUAUUGGGCGGCCGGGAGGGAAGGCGCCCCGGGUCACGACGGCGCCCGCAAGCCGAGCGCGGCCGGGACGUGCACCAUGGACCCAAAGGCGGGCGGCGGCGGCGAGGAGGACGACUGCGUGGACUCGGGCGCCGAGACCGGAGGGUCCGACUACAGCCACCUGUCCUCCACAAGCAACGGAUUCUCUACCUGGCGGACGCCAUGUUGCCUGUUCCUUUACUGUACACACGGUAACAAAGAAAAGGGAAGAUGGAGCCUCCAGGUUGAACAUACCUGGCCCUCAGGUGAGCUUUCCGUUGAAGAGGCGCAGGACCCUUUCCUGGUCAGCAUCCACAUAAUCGCAGACCCAGGGGAGUCCCAGCCCCUGCAGGAGGCCAUCGACAACGUCCUGGCGUGGAUCCACCCGGACCUCCCGCUGUUCCGGGUGUCCGAGAGGCGGGCGUGCCGGCGGCGACGGAAGCCCCCCAAGGGUGCUCAGCCAGCGCUGGCUGUGGUGCUGUUCCUGCAGGAGGAGUACGGCGAGGAGCAGAUCCUGCAGCUGCACCGCACACUGCAGCAGCCGCCCUGGCGCCACCACCACACUGAGCAGGUGCACGGCCGGUUCCUGCCCUACCUGCCCUGCAGCCAGGACUUCUUCACGCUGGCUCCUGGGACGCCGCUUUGGGCCAUCCGGCCCGUGCACUACGGCAAGGAAAUCGUGCGCUUCACCGUCUACUGUCGCCACGACAACUACGCCGACAGCCUCAGGUUCUACCAGCUGAUUCUCCGGAGGAGCCCCAGCCAGAAGAAAGCGGACUUCUGCAUCUUCCCUAUUUUUUCCAAUCUGGAUGUGGACAUCCAGUUCUCCCUGAAAAGACUGCCCUGUGACCAGUGCCCGGUGCCCACCGACUCCUCCGUGCUGGAGUUCCGAGUGAGGGACAUAGGCGAGCUCGUGCCUCUCCUGCCCAACCCUUGCAGCCCCAUCAGCGAGGGGCGCUGGCAGACGGAGGACCACGAUGGGAACAAGAUCCUCCUACAGGCACAAAGGGUGCAUAAGAAGUUUCCUAAACCUGGCAGAGUACAUCAUUCCUCCGAGAAGAAACGUCAUUCCACUCCUUUGCCGAGCACUGCUGUACCAAGCCAUACACCUGGCAGCAGCCAGCAGUCCCCGCUCAACAGUCCUCACCCGGGGCCCAUCCGGACAGGCCUGCCUCCUGGGCACCAGCAGGAAUUUGCCGGACGAGCCAACAGCACCCCCAACCCUCCCUGGUCUUUCCAGAGAAGCAAGUCCUUGUUUUGUUUGCCCACGGGAGGCCCCUCCCUGGCCUCCUCAGCUGAACCACAGUGGUUUUCAAACACAGGUGCCCCAGGGCACAGGGCAUCAGAGUGGAGGCAUGGCCACCUCCUCUCCAUCGACGACCUAGAGGGGGCCCAGGAGACAGACGUGGACACAGGCCUGCGGCUGUCCUCAUCGGACCUGUCUGUGGUCUCUGCAUAUUCUGCACCCAGUAGGUUCUGCAGCACAGUGGAGACACCCCUCCCCUCCGAAAGAUGCAGCAGCCACUGGGCAGCUCACAAGGAUUCCAGGGAGGGACCACUGCCCACUGUCAGCAAGGUGACCACAGAGGCCUCCUGGGCUUCUCUCCCUUUCUUCACCAAAAGGUCUUCCAGCUCCUCAGCGACAGCUCGUGCUGCUCCCCCUGCUCCCAGCACCUCCACCCUCACAGACUCCUCCCCACAGCUCCCACGCGAUACCCCCAAAGUCAAGCAGACUGAUGGAGACAUGCCACCACCCCCAGGGUCGGCUAGCCCCGGGGAUAAUUACAUGGAGGAAUUCUAUAUCUGAGUGCCCUCUGAUCUUGUUCUCGAAACGCACAAACUCAGAGACACAGACUCAGGCCCCACUGCCCUUCUGGCCACUGAGCACACCACAUUCUUCAUGAUCCAUUUCCCAAGAGCCCGUAGCACAUUUGCCUCCCACCCACUCUUAGCUGGGGGGUGGUAUAUCUCUAGAGACACAGCAGAAAAACACUGGCAUUUUUAUGCAAAUAAAUUCCCAACAAACUUGUCAUAAAAUAUAUUUUUUGAAUAUUCAGCAUUUGAGAUAUGGUUUAGUGGGUUUAUACAAUUUAAAUGGCUUAUAUAAUUAUUUGAAAUGAAAAGAAAACCUAGUCAGCCAGAACCAAUUUGGCAAUUUUUCCAUGGUAUGAAGGAAAAUCAAUUAAGGCCAAAACGUUGAAUGUGGAAGAGAUAGUAAGUGACUUGUAUGAGGGAUUACUGCAUAAUAACGUAACACACACCUUACUGGAUUCUCCAUAUAUAUUUACAUUACCAGAGAACAGUGGCCCUAGGGAUGUUUAAGCACUGCUUAUAGUGGAAAAUGUCAGCUUGAGAAGUAAACAUAUGUCAGACUACAGGUAAUUCCUCACCUUGAAGCCAUGCAACACCUGAAAAUCUGGAUUUAUACAGAAGUUGCUAAUGUGUUUUAUAAAGAUUUAGCAUGA